Molecule: messenger RNA, 721 nt
Organism: Rhododendron vialii
Lineage: Eukaryota; Viridiplantae; Streptophyta; Magnoliopsida; Ericales; Ericaceae
Exons: 2
Coding region: 180-509 (109 amino acids)
Molecular function (GO): zinc ion binding
Source: RefSeq, a predicted model, not a curated record
UUUUACUUUUUUGGUCCCCAAUCUAUUUCCGCGGUGCCGUUUUGGUCCCCAAUAUACCAAUUGCUAACAUUGCAUCCCCAAAGUAUCGAUUUUGUGUUUAAAUGGUCCCUGGGUCUCACACCGUUUCUUACUUCCGUCAAAACCAAGGGUAAACUUGGUUUUUCACCACCCCCAUCACCAUGGAGGGAAAACUCCCGCCAAACCAGCUCUGUGCCCUGAAAUAUAAGUACAUAACCUGCCAUUGGAAAGGUAAAAACAGAGCACACCCAAAAGGAGAGAAAAAACACAAAGAAGAAGAGAUGGAGGGCCAGUUCUGCUACUGUGGGAAGGUCGGGAAGACCACAACCUCUUGGACAGACUCCAACCCAGGAAGGAGGUUUAUUGGUUGUGAGAGAUAUGGGAAAGAUGGUGCAUGUGGCUUCUUCGUGUGGGUUGACCCCCCUAUGUGUGCUAGAUCAAGAGUGGUGAUUCCAGGACUCCUCAGGUCUAUUGGGAGGCUUGAAGCUUAGCUAAGGAGGCAAAACAAGAUGAAGCAGCUUCUGGGGCUGGCCCUUAUUGCUAGUUGGGUUCUAUGGAUCUGUGUCCUGGCUUGGGUGUUGCAGUAGAAGUGAGCUUUUGUCUUUGUACUAGCAAUGGGGUAGUAUUGUGGGGUUAAAUCUUGUAGGGUUUAGGCUUUGGGGUGGUAAAGAAGGGUUUCAUUUUGCUCCAAUGUGGUGAAGUA